Molecule: messenger RNA, 4528 nt
Organism: Entelurus aequoreus (snake pipefish)
Lineage: Eukaryota; Metazoa; Chordata; Actinopteri; Syngnathiformes; Syngnathidae
Gene: ttc21b
Product: tetratricopeptide repeat domain 21B
Exons: 30
Coding region: 95-4045 (1316 amino acids)
Biological process (GO): intraciliary retrograde transport; protein localization to cilium
Cellular component (GO): intraciliary transport particle A
Molecular function (GO): protein binding
Source: RefSeq, a predicted model, not a curated record
GAAGAAGAAGAAGAAGAAGAAGAAGAAGAAGAAGAAGAAGAAGAAGAAGAAGAAGAAGAAGAAAAAGAAGAGGGCUGACGGGUUUUCAAGCAAAAUGGAGAAUGAAGAGACAGCAUUGGCUUUAGUCAGAUACUAUUGCAAUGAGAAGUAUUUCAAACACGCCAUGGAUGCUGCAGCAGCUGCUCUGGCAACAUUCAGAGGUGACCCUGUCCUCACUUUCUUCCAUGCGUAUGGCUCUUUGAUGCAAGAUCAAAUUGGAGAAGCCACAGCAGAGUUGGACACAAUAAAAGAUACACCAGAUGUGUCUCUUUGCACUUCAAUGGCACUUGUUUAUGCAGAGAAAAAAAAGACAAACCCAGACAAAGACAUAAUACAGGAACUUGAAAUUAAAAUUAAAGAGGAUCGCAAAAGUGCAUCUCCUCAGAGCCUGUAUCACGCCGGGAUGUUUCUUUGGCUCCUAGGCCGAAAUGAUAAAGCGAGGGAAUACACAGAGCGGAUGAUCAAACUCUCCAAUGGCUCUAAAGAGGGAGUAAUCCUGAAAGCAUGGAUAGACGUGACAUGUGGGAAAGAGGCGUAUGCCAGAAAGGCUGGAAAAUAUUUUGAUGAAGGGCUGAAGGAGGGACCAGGUGUUUUUGCUCUAUUGGGAAAGGCACAAUACUAUGAAUAUCGUCAGAACUAUUCUGGAGCAUUAGAAGUGGUAAACAAGGUCAUUGCCAUUUACCCAGGGUUCUUGCCUGCUCUUAUUAAGAAGAUGAAGUUGUUUUUAAAUCUUCAAGACUGGGAGCAAACCAUAGAGACAGCUGUCAGAGUUCUCCAAAUGGAUAAAAACAACCUGGAUGCUUUACAUAUGCUAACUCUGCAUUGCUUAUGUAAAAAUGGAGCUAACGCUGAGUCGACAAAGCAUCUUUCCAAAGUCAUCAGCAGUCUGGAGGUCCUGGAACCACAAAACCCUGAGCUGGUCUACAAGAUGUCUCUCGCAUUCAGCCGAGUUUGUGGCCGAAAUGAGACAGUGCUUGAACAGAUAUUCAGAAUGGUGGAAAACGCCUUCUGUGUGACAUCAUUAAACUCGGAUAUUGCCACAGAAUUGGGGUACGUUAUGGUUCUCCUGGGUAAAAUCAAGGAGGCGAUGAAGUGGUACAAGACUGCUAUGACUCUGGAUGAAACCAGUCUACCUGCACUGACUGGUAUAAUUAGGUGCCAAUUGAUGGAGGGUCGCCUUGAAGAUGCAGACCAACAACUAGAAUUUCUAACGGAAAUUCAGCAAUCUAUAGGAAAAUCAGGGGAUCUCCUCUAUCUGCGUGCACUUGUGGCAUUUAAGAAGCGCCGUCCCCAAGAAGAGGUUACCAAGCUCCUGAACGAUGCAGUGGAAACCCACUUCUCUUCUUUGCAGUGUCUUCCUCUUAGUGUGGAGUACUUUCAGAAGUUGAACCCUGACUUCUUGCUGGAGAUUGUCAAGGAGUAUCUUGCUAUGUGUCCUACAAAGCUUGCCGCUCAAGGCCAGUCUCCCGCUCCACUGCUCAGACAUUGUGCAGCGCUGUUGGACACAGUGGUAAAGAUGGUGCCAGGUCUCCUUCAGGGGGUCUUCCUGCAAGCCAAAGUCCGAUAUCAGUCUGGUGAUGUUGAUGCUGCUCAGAGCAGUCUACAUCACUGCCUGGAACAGUGUCCUUCUCACACAGACGCUCAUCUACUCAUGGCACAGAUCCACUUGCUGCACGAGAACUUUUCUCAGUGUUUCCAGUCACUGGAACUUUGCCUUAGCCAUAACUUUCAGAUUCGAGAACAUCCGUUGUACCUCCUGAUCAAAGCUCAGGCAAAGAAGAAAAUGGGAGAGCUGACUGAGGCUAUUCAGACUUUACAAAUGGCAAUGAGUCUUCCAGGGGUCUGCAGGGCUGCUUCUGCAAAGUGCAAAAACAAGACGGCCCAGUUGAGUCCCGCAGACUGUCUCUCCAUCUUUUUGGAGUUAGCUGAAGCCCUCUGGCUUAAUGGAGAACAGCAUGAAGCAGCCAAGGUAAUGCAGGAUGCUAUCAAUGAGUUCCUCGGGACUCCUGAAGAGGUUCGAGUCACUAUUGCCAACGCGGACCUGGCUUUGCUUCGAGGUGACACCGAGUUGGCACUGAGCAUGCUCAGAAAUAUUACUCAUGAGCAGCCAUACUACAUACAAGCCAAGCAAAAGAUGGCAGACCUGUACCUGAACCACAAAAAGGAUAAGCGUCUGUAUGUAAGUUGUUACAGGGAAAUAGUGGACAAGCUACCAAGUCCUCACACAUACAUACUACUAGGGGACACUUACAUGCACAUUCUGGAGGCAGAGAAAGCCAUCGAGGUCUAUGAACACGCAUUGGAGAAAAACCCCAACGAUGGUGCUCUUGCCAGCAAGUUUGGCAAAGCUCUGGUCAAGACUCAUUACUACGCCAAGGCAAUACAUUACUACGAAGCUGCCCUGAAGACCGAGCAACAAAACUUCCUCCGCUAUGACCUAGCUGAGCUGCUGAUGAAGAUGAAGCAAUACGAGCGCUGUGAGAGAGUUCUGCAUGACGCUCUCUCUCAUGAGCCAGUGGACGAACUGAGUGGACUCUCACAGGAUUGCCAGUAUCUAAUGCUGUUGGCCAAGGUCCAGAAUAAGAUUGAUAAAACAGAAGAAGCUUUACUGUCCCUUCAAAAGGCGCGAGAUGUCCAGGCCAAGGUACUGAAGCGACUGGAAUUGGAGGAUCCUGACGCCAUCCCCAGGCAGAAGCAGCUCGCCACCAAGAUCUGUGCGGAGAUCGCACAACACUACACAAGUCAGAGGGGCUACGAGAGUGCCAUCAAGUCCUACAAAGAAGCUCUUGUGUAUUGUGAGACAGAUCACAAGGUGAUGCUGGAGCUGGCACAGAUUUUGCUUACACUAGACGAAGUCGAUGCUUGCCAAGAGCAAUGCAGUGUCAUCUUGAAGAACGACCAAUUUAAUGAGGAUGCAACUCUGAUGAUGGCUGACCUUAUGUUCAGGAGACAAGACUAUGAACAGGCUGUUUUCCGCUAUCAACAACUCUUGGAGCGCAAGCCAGACAACUAUCCAACCCUAUCACGCCUCAUUGACUUGCUGAGAAGGGCGGGGAAAUUAGAAGAUGUACCAAGAUUUUUCGAUAGAGCAGAAAAACAUUCUUCCAGGGCCAAAUUUGACCCUGGCUUUAACUACUGUAAAGGACUUCACCUUUGGUACACGGGAGAACCUAACGCUGCCCUGCGACACUUUAACCAGGCACGGAAAGACAACGACUGGGGUCAAAAUGCCAUUUAUAACAUGAUUGAAAUCUACAUCAAUCCUGACAAUGACACUAUGGGAGGAGAAGCCUUUGCCAAUUUAGAUGGUGACAUUGGGAACUCCACAGAAAAGCAGGAGACGGAGCAGGUUGCUGUGAGAACAGCUGAGAGGCUGGUGAAGGAGAUAAAGCCACAGACACCAGCAGGACAUGUCCAGCUUCGUAUCUUAGAAAACUACUGCUUACUGGUCACCAAACUGAAGGCAAAUAUAGAGAAAGCACUUUCAGUUUUCACAGAGAUCGCAACCAAUGAGAAGGACCACGUACCAGCCCUGUUGGCCAUGGCAACGGCCUACAUGAUGUUAAAACAAACUCCUCGAGCCAGGAACCAACUCAAACGUAUAGCAAAGAUGACUUGGAAUAUUGUUGAUGCCGACGAAUUUGAGAAGAGCUGGCUGCUCCUGGCGGACAUCUACAUCCAUUCAGGGAAGUACGACCUGGCCGAUGACCUCCUAAAGAGAUGCCUUAAUCAUAACAAGUCCUGCUGUAAAGCUUACGAGUACCGAGGUUUCAUCAUGGAAAAAGAGCAGGCGUUCCGGGAUGCAGCAUUCAACUAUGAACUGGCUUGGAAAUAUGGGAACCACUCCAACCCAACCAUUGGAUACAAGCUUGCUUUCAACUUCUUAAAAGCAAAACGCUAUUUUGACGCCAUCGACGUGUGUCACAAGGUCCUUGCUGCUCAUCCAAACUAUCCAAAAAUGAGAAAGGACAUCUUGGACAAAGCCCGUGCUGCAUUGAGGCCAUGAAAUCGAGGACAAAAAUGUAUUCAUUCAUUCAUUUUCAGGCUUAUCUCAGCUUACUUUGAGGAGCAGUACAUCAGUUACAAACCAUUGGCAUUCACACCUGUGGGAAAUUUACAAUCUCCAAUUAAAAAUACAACAUGCAUGAUUUUGGACGGUGGGAGGAAGCCCACACCAGCACAGAGGAGAUGUAAUCUCUGCAAAUUCACAACUUCCUUUGUCUCUGUGAUAACCACACUUGUGCUGUACAGACAAUAACAACCAUCUCCAACAAGAACUAUUUGCAUCAUUAAUACGUUAAGUGGUUACAGUAUUUUGCACUCUUACAUCUGGGAAGUCUGACGCUCACCUGGGAUGCACCAAUAGACAUGUAGUAGCUUAAGAAAAAUAUUCUAAACUAUUUUUUUCCCAAAAUGUUACACUAACUGCAAAGGCAAAAGUAAUUGCUUUCAGGUCCCACAGUGAAGAAUUAAAGUCUGUUUCUCAAAG